GGGGUGUUGUUUCCAGAAUGUGCGGGGAGUACGCAGUACGCUAACAAAGUUAGUGCAGUGUGCAAAUUUGUCAAAGAUUAGUCGUUCAUAGUUUUUUGAUAGUCACCUUCUACACCAGUGAGUGUAAAGGCGACGUUUAGUAAGAAUAUACUGUUAUUAUUGUGAUUAUUUUCGAAGAUGAAGUCCGUUGUUUUGGCAACAGUGUUUUUGACCUGUGUGGUUUUUGCUUCGGCACAGUUGCAAUGUGCACAAAAGAAACCAAACAUACCCACCGACUGGAUUGAUAUGGCGAGUCCUUGCGUUAAAAAAAUGCGCGGUCAAAUUCAAGAAGAACUUAAAGCUUCCAUGCAAUAUCUUGCGAUGGGCGCAUAUUUUUCCAGGGACACUGUAAACAGGCCAGGAUUCGCCAAAAUGUUUUUCCAAUCUGCCAGUGAGGAAAGAGACCACGCUAUCAAGUUGAUUUCUUAUCUUUUGAUGAGAGGGGAAUUGACAAGGGAUAUUAGUCAUAUGAUCAAAAAAAAUCUUGUUGUGCCCAAGACUGAAUGGGCAACUGGAGUGGAGGCUUUAAAAGACGCUCUAAACUUGGAAGCCACAGUUACAAAGAAAAUCAGGGACGUCAUUAAAACUUGUGAAGAUCCAAAAGACUCGUCCAACUUUAACGAUUAUCACUUGGUGGAUUACCUUACUGGAGACUUCCUCGAGGAACAGUACCACGGUCAAAAAGAAAUUGCCUCCAAAAUUUCCAACUUGGACAAACUCAUGGACAAACAUGGAGCUUUGGGCGAGUUCUUGUUUGAUAAGAAAAUAUCAGGAGGAGAAUAGGUUGGAAAUAUAUUUUUAUAGAUUCAUUCCCAUACUUUAUAACUUUUGUGAUACCUAUUUGUUUUGAAUAUUUAGAAUUUAGUAUGAUUUAAAUAAAAACUGUUAUUUAAACUAUGA
Brassicogethes aeneus is the source of this 939-nucleotide messenger RNA. Lineage: Eukaryota; Metazoa; Arthropoda; Insecta; Coleoptera; Nitidulidae. The record is from the annotation of a GenBank genome assembly.